AUUCUUGGGAUUAAGUUCGAACUGCCUAUUGGAGAAACUCAUCGAUGUGCUGGAGAAGAACCAAAAUUAAAACGUGAAAUAUAUGAAAUUAUCAGCUCCACAAAUUUCUGGACCAAUAUCUAUCAUCUGCUUCAUAUCCUCUGGCCUUAUUGCACUAUUUUGAAUAUCUUACAAUCUGACAAAGCACGAUUACAUCAAGUUAUUACAAGUUUGGGUUAUCUUGUUCAAGUUUGGAAAAAUUAUGAUGAUGAGCAACUUAGGAAUCAACUUAUAUCAUGA
Ambispora gerdemannii is the source of this 279-nucleotide messenger RNA. The record is from the annotation of a GenBank genome assembly. NCBI's taxonomy places the organism in Eukaryota, Fungi, Glomeromycota, Glomeromycetes, Archaeosporales, Ambisporaceae.